AUAGAGCCCAAGCGCGCUAUCUCGAUGUGAUUUGAUUGUGUGAUUUAUAAAUAGGAAGGGCAGGUGGGGAGUGUCAUCAGUACACUAGAGCGGAUCUCGGGAUCAAGUUUGAAUUUUACGCCGACAUAACUAUCACAAACAGAAUCAUGUCUGUCCCAACAGUAACGGUAAGGGAAUUGUCUGACGCCAUCAAUGACAAUACCGUCAAUGCAACCCCCAAAAAGGUCUUGGAAGGUAUCCUCAACGACUACAUGGACCUUCAAUACGCCAAGGAGACGCCGUACACCACAGGCAAGCAGGUUCUUCCCACCGGCACGACUAUUGAUGACGUAGACAAGUCCAUCUCUGACGACAGCGUCGAGAAGAAGUUCAACGAUCUCUUUGUGAAAAUUUCCGAAACGGAAAAGAGUGGUGACCAUUCACCCCAAUCAAAGAAUGACGGAACAUGGGAUUCAAAACUUUCUCCCGUCUUAGUUUUAGUUAGACCUAAUCUGUAAGCUAUUUAAAUUAGAAUUUAUUGUUUUUUGUUUCAGCAUUUUUCUUACUUAUAUGUAUCGCUUUUAAUUUAUUUAAUAAAAUAA
Messenger RNA from Bombyx mandarina (wild silkworm), 581 nucleotides. RefSeq lists its product as uncharacterized. Lineage: Eukaryota; Metazoa; Arthropoda; Insecta; Lepidoptera; Bombycidae. The record is from RefSeq and is a predicted model, not a curated record.